AGAGAGAGAGAGAGAGAGAGAGAGAGAGAGAGAGAGAGAGAGAGAGAGAGAGAGAGAGAGAGAGCGCGAGAGAGAGAGAGACUGCAGCAACCGACAUGGAGCUCGAGCCUUUCCGGAGGAGAGCGAGCAUCCUCUAAUCUGCCAGGAUCACGGUAGAAUACAUUGACACCGUAGACAACAGACAACACUUCUAUAUCACCAUGAGGAACUGCUGACACACCCCCCCCCCUCACCUGACUACCAGAGAGAAGACACUUUCUUCCUCCCAUCAUCUCUCCCACUCCGCCCGUCUUCACAAGGAUAAGCGUUAUUUUCGAGAGUGGAAAAAGUGACCGUCAAAAGCUGAAGCCCUCUCUUGACACUUGACCUCUAACCACUGACCUGUGACCUCAGUAUGUCAGGUCUGCGUGGUAAGCUGCAGCGUGUCCAGUGGCGGGCAGGAUGGCACUCCUUCACCUCCAGAGUCCUCAGGACCAAACCAGUAGAGAGCAUGUUGGACUCUGGGACAGGUGGUACCAGCAGCCAUGGCACCAAACUAGCGAGGGUGUUGUCCACGGUAGACCUGGUGUCACUAGGGGUGGGAAGCUGCGUUGGCACGGGGAUGUACGUGGUCUCUGGGCUGGUUGCUAAGGAGAUGGCCGGACCUGGCGUCAUCGUCUCCUUCAUCAUCGCUGCUGUCGCCUCUAUACUGUCAGGAGUGUGUUAUGCUGAAUUUGGGGUUCGCGUUCCCAAGACAACAGGCUCAGCCUACACCUACAGCUACGUGACAGUGGGGGAGUGUGUGGCCUUUUUCAUUGGCUGGAACCUGAUCCUGGAGUACUUGAUUGGCACAGCCGCGGGGGCAUCGGCUCUCAGCAGCAUGGCGGACUCACUAGCCAAUAAAAGCAUCUCUACGUUUAUGACUACACACAUCGGAACACUCAACGGCCUGGGUAAAGGAGAGCAGUCGUACCCAGACCUCCUGGCCCUGCUGAUAGCAGUAAUAGUGACAGUGAUCGUGGCCCUGGGGGUGAAGAACUCAGUAGGGUUUAAUAAUGUGUUGAAUGUGAUCAACCUGAUGGUGUGGGUCUUCAUGAUGGUGGCCGGACUCUUCUUCGUCAACGGACACAACUGGGACGAUGGAAGGUUCUUACCCUUCGGGUGGUCAGGGGUGAUGCAGGGAGCAGCAACAUGUUUCUAUGCCUUCAUAGGGUUUGACAUAAUCGCUACUACAGGAGAGGAAGCCAAGAGUCCCAACACCUCUAUACCCUAUGCUAUUACUGUUUCCCUCAUCACCUGCCUUACUGCAUACGUCUCUGUAUCAGUGAUUCUGACUCUGAUGGUUCCCUAUACAGAGAUCGAUGCAGACGCUCCUCUGAUGGAGAUGUUUGCUGUACAUGGCUGUUAUUUUGCUAAGUACAUAGUAGCAGUAGGCUCUGUAGCUGGCCUGUCUGUCAGUCUCCUGGGCUCUCUGUUCCCCAUGCCACGAGUCAUCUACGCUAUGGCUGGAGACGGACUGCUGUUCAGGUUCCUGGCCCAUGUGUCUCCCUACACUGAGACUCCAGCAGUGGCAUGUGUUGUGUCUGGCUGUCUGGCUGCUCUCCUCUCUCUCCUCGUCUCCCUACGAGAUCUCAUAGAGAUGAUGUCCAUAGGAACACUACUGGCUUACACACUGGUUAGUGUGUGUGUGUUGUUGCUACGCUACCAGCCAGAAUCAGACAUCCACGGCUUUGUGAACUUCCUGUCUGAGGAGCAGUCCAAUAAGAAGAAGGAGGGCGUGUUAGCUGAGUGUGAGAAGGAAGUGUGUUCUCCAAUCAGUGAAACAGAUGACUACGGAGGACCUCAAACUAACACCUGUGGAGCGAAGAAUCUCCCCUCGCUAGGUGACAAUGAGAUGCUGAUUGGUAAACCAGAUAAAACCACUUACACUGCCAGCCACCCAAACUACGGCACCGUCGACAUGGGCUCCGGCAUCGAAUCAGAAGAGUCGGAGGGCGGGAUGUCGUGGAGGCUGAAGAAGCUGAUUGGUCCACGGUACUACACCAUGAGGAUCCGAUUGGGCCUGCCUGGGAAGAUGGACCGGCCCACUCCGGCAACGGGAAAGACAGUUACUGUCUGUGUCCUCCUCCUCUUCCUCGUCGUAUUCAUCUUCAACUCCUUCAUCAUCUUCGGAGCGGCAAGCAUCGGUGAUGGCAGCUGGUGGGCUCUUCUCCUGCUGAUCUUCCUGGUCAUCUUCAUGGCCCUCCUCAUCGUCAUCAUCCUGCAGCAGCCAGAGAACCCGAAGCGACUGCCCUACAUGGCUCCGGCUGUUCCCUGGGUUCCUGCUGCUGCCAUGCUGGUCAACAGCUACCUGAUGUUAAAACUGUCUGCCAUCACCUGGAUACGCUUCGCUGUCUGGUGUUUCCUAGGUAUCCUGAUCUACUUUGGUUAUGGGAUGUGGAACAGUACUUUGGAGAUCAGGUCCAGGGAGCAGGAGGUCCACGCGUCUACAUACCAGCGCUACGAUGGUCACCAUGCCGGGGUGGACGACGGCUUCUCAGGCUUCAGCGUUGACGAUGACCUCUACCCCCCUAGCAACAACGACCCCUGGGCCGCACCAGACGGUGUUGACGGGUCAGGGCUGGUACCCCCCACGGCUGAUGAUGAUGAUUGGACGGAUCCAAAGGGAGGAGCUAAGAGAGCGCUAGCGGAGGAGGACCCAAUGGAUUUCUGAGAAGAAAGGAAUGAUGGACGGAUGGACAGAUGGACGGAUGUUUCCGAGAGGAUUGAUAGAUGUUACUGUUGUUAACAACUGAAUGUACUGCCUACUGCCGGCUGCCUGCGUGCGUGCGAGUGAGUGUGUCCAUGUGAAUGUUUGUGUGGGUCCCUUGUUACUUAUUUAAAAACUUUUUUUUUUCAUUGAGUUCCAAAGGAUGUAUGAUCCUAUGGAGGAAAGCUGUAGACUACCAAUCAGAAACAGUGGGCGGGGUCUUUUGGUUGAUUUGGUGAUGGGCAUACAGUGAAGGUAUUUUCCUCUCACUAUAGACAGUCCAGAGUGAUGACAGACUGGGAGCGACUAGUCAGCAUUUCCUGGUUCACCACACACACGGGAAGCUGUCAGAGCGCUGAGCCAAGGUCACUUCCUGUCACUGGUCCAGGUGUCUGCUGCUUCUCUCAUCUCACAGAGAGGAAACUAGCUACACACACACAGACACUCUUAGACACACACCAGCCUCUCCAGUCUCUAUCUGGGAAUGGGGGGGCUGAUGGUUUUUUUGUGUCACAUAGUAAUUGGACUUUGCUUGCAAUAGUGCCUUCAUCUGUGUGUGCAUGCGUGCGUGUGUGUUUUUUUGGGGCUGUGUGUGUGUGUGUGUGUGUGUGUGUGUGUGUGUGUGUGUGUGUGUGUGUGUGUGUGUGUGUGUGUGUGUGUGUGUGUGUGUGUGUGUGUGUGUGUGUGUGUGUGUGUGUGUGUGUGUGUGUGUGUGUGUGUGUGUGUGUGUACGCUUUCACACCUUGUAUUUGUGUCCCCUUCAGGGUAUUACCAGUGGAGUGUGUUUGUAACUUAUUUUGCUCCAUCCCACUUUAUAAAGCCCUCCCCCCAUCCCUCCCCCCACAAGCCCCUGUUGCUGCGUUACUAGAGCUCAGAAUGGAAAGGUUCGAAAUGACAGAUUUGUUCUAAACAGAGUUAUGGACGCCACCCUGCUCGGCUCUGCCUACAGGCUAAAUCUCCGAAUGAAUGUUACUAUAUUAGAAAGAAGACGAGAUGAGAAUUGCUCUCACAUCAGACAAAUAUCUCUGAGUGUUUAGUCACAUAGAACCCUCUAAUUCUAUGGUCUCCGCCCCCUUGGGGAAGCCUUACCUGUCAAAUGCACUAAACUAAAGAUGCCACGCAACCCCUCCUACUCCCCACCCCUAAAUGCUGACCUCUAUCCCUAACCAUUACCCAGGGUUCUCUCUGCUGUUCAGGGGUGGGCUCGCUUGUGUUGUCCAGUGAAACAGACACACACAGCUGAGCUGAACUGUGUGUGCGCGGGUGUGUGCUUGUGUGUGUGUGUGUGUGUGUGUGUGUGUGUGUGUGUGUGUGUGUGUGUGUGUGUGUGUGUGUGUGUGUGUGUGUGUGUGUGUGUGUGUGUGUGUGUGUGUGUGUGUGUGUGUGUGUGUGUGCGUGCGUGUGUGUGUGUUCCAUGCCUGUGGCUAUGUGACGUGGCUGGCUGGUGUAUGUGAUCGCAUGCUAAUGUGUAUAGCAUGGUUGUAGAUGCGGUAUUUGCAUGUGGUGACCGACAGCUAAGAGACAUUCUAGAACUAACAGCACCCUACUCCAAACUGACCCCUGAUCCUUGAUAAGGGAAACUAUAGGGUGAAGGGGACUGGUUGAUCUGGAACUGGGGUAUGAUAUGUAGCAAAUUUAGGAGUUGGUGGUUCUGUGGUUUCAUCUCCACCCCUCACCACUGCUCACUCCACCCCUUACCCCCACACCCUGUGUUUACACGGUAAGCCAAAGUCCACAACAUUUGUUAACUUUGUAGAAAACAAAACAGCAAUGAGAUGUACAUGUACAAAAGAUUGAAGUCACUCACGGUAUAUUACGUUCUACUUAUGAACGGUUUGUAAUCACUACAACAGGGUUUGUUUAGGUCAAACUCAAUUAUGAAUGUUAACUAUUCAAUCAGGAUCCACCUGGAACCAAAUAUAAAAAGACCCAAAUAAUGUAAUUUUUCUAUUGAAACAAGUUAACUAAGGGUUAACUACAUAUCUAAUAAUGGUUUAGAAUUCAAGUUUUACUGAAACCACUUGGUAGAGUAGACACAUGCAGUUACAUUCACUAGCUAGAGUAAAUACAUACAGUUACAUUCACUAGCUAGAGUAAAUACAUACAGUUACAUUCACUAGCUAGAGUAAAUACAUACAGUUACAUUCACUAGCUAGAGUAAAUACAUACAGUUACAUUCACUAGCUAGA
Molecule: messenger RNA, 4917 nt
Organism: Oncorhynchus gorbuscha (pink salmon)
Lineage: Eukaryota; Metazoa; Chordata; Actinopteri; Salmoniformes; Salmonidae
Product: probable cationic amino acid transporter
Exons: 12
Coding region: 395-2692 (765 amino acids)
Biological process (GO): amino acid transport; transmembrane transport
Cellular component (GO): plasma membrane
Molecular function (GO): amino acid transmembrane transporter activity
Source: RefSeq, a predicted model, not a curated record